Molecule: messenger RNA, 1491 nt
Organism: Dissoconium aciculare CBS 342.82
Lineage: Eukaryota; Fungi; Ascomycota; Dothideomycetes; Mycosphaerellales; Dissoconiaceae
Product: glycosyltransferase family 25 protein
Exons: 3
Coding region: 139-1356 (405 amino acids)
Source: RefSeq, a predicted model, not a curated record
CCCUUUCUGGCAACAGCAUGCUGUGCCGCACCACCCAUCUCCAUGUGUCUCCAAAAUUGACUUCGCUGCAAAACCAUCGCACUGCCAGCUUUUCCCAUCGAUAGCAGUGUUGAUAGAUUCGUAAUCCCUCAUUCGACGAUGCUCUACUCGGCUGCUGGCCGCCUCAGGCUGGUGCUAAUCACGACUACGAUCGCGCUGCUCCUCGCACUCUACGCCAUCUACAGCCGACCCGCACAAAUACAAGCGCUGUAUAAUUCUCGAAGCACGACGUAUGAUAUCCUAGACGACAUUGCAAAUCGCACUUUAGGGUUUCAGAAAAUCUUCGUCAUCAAUCUGCCCCACAGGACCGACCUACGCGAUGCCGUCUCUCUCGCCGCCGCAUUCACGGAGCUCGAUGUCGAGUUCGUCGAUGGCGUAGUCGGCAAAGAGAUCUCCCUCAAGGCCCUCCCACCAGGCGGCAUUAAAGCCAAUCUGAGCUAUGGCGGACUUGGGAAUUGGCGCGCGCAUAUGAAUGUCGCUCGCAUGAUCGUAGAACAGAAUCUACAGUCGGCACUUGUUCUGGAAAACGAUGCCGACUGGGAUCUCCGUAUCAAAUCACAAAUGAGGCAGUUUGCGAAAGCUUCGCGAUUACUCGUCCAGCCCUUGCAGGGCACCAACGGCACAUUCCUCGAUCCGACGAAUCCACGUCCCCAGCCGACUGAUAGGCCGACCACCUUCGACAUCAGAGACGAGACGCUCGGCCCAACCGUGAAGCCGACCACCUCUCCUUACGGAGAUCUCGACCGAUGGGACUUCCUCUGGCUCGGGCACUGCGGAUGUCGAUUUCCGUGGGCCAGGGACAAAAACGCUCCUCUCGCACGCGCGGCGAUCUUCGACGACGAGACCGUGCCGGAACUCCGCCAUGUCAACAUCGAGCUCGGAGACGAGCAGCUGCGGGAGCAAUACCCCGCCCACACGCGCGUGGUCAGCCGAGCCCGGGUCAACUCCUGCACGCUCGGCCACGCCUUCUCGCAGAAGGGCGCGCGCCUGUUCCUCCACGAGCUCGCCCUGCGCGAGCUGAGCGACUACACCGACAUGGGCUUCCGAUACAUGUGCGACGGCGUGGGCGGCCGGCCGCUCGCGACCUGCCUGACGGUGCAGCCCCAGCUCUUCCAACACCAUCGUCCGCGAGGCUUGAAGUCCAGUCAGAGCGACAUUGACGACCACGGCACGGAGUUCAACGAGCAUGCGGAGACGAUGAACGUGCGAUGGAGCACGAGGAUCAAUUUCAAGCGGCUGGUGGCCGGUCGGACGGACUACAUCGAUUUAUACCCUGAUGGAGCGGAGGAGCCACAGUGGGCGGAAGAUCAGCCGUGAAACCCCUUGACAAUGUUGCGGGCGGCUCGACUGCCGCAGCUCAUGCACGAUGAUAGUCGCGGAUUCCUCAGCACGCAGGCUAUCUUUAUUGACCUUAGAUUUGUCUUGUUAUUAACUCUGUAGAUCUAUAGAAGA